Molecule: messenger RNA, 1233 nt
Organism: Nasonia vitripennis (jewel wasp)
Lineage: Eukaryota; Metazoa; Arthropoda; Insecta; Hymenoptera; Pteromalidae
Gene: Gr47
Product: gustatory receptor 47
Exons: 4
Coding region: 1-1176 (391 amino acids)
Biological process (GO): sensory perception of taste
Cellular component (GO): dendrite; axon; membrane
Source: RefSeq, marked reviewed
AUGUUUUUCGGAAAACCGAUCAACAAAAAAAUCCACUCCUUCAAAUUACUUUUCCACUACUUCAGAGCACUUGGACUGGCGACGAUGACUUGUGACUUAGCACCAGCGAAAAAUGCCACAAAAUACUAUUGGUCUUUCGCUAGUUCCAAAAGCGCCAUCGUCUACAACGUCAUCCUCGUUUUGAUUUUCGUAACGUCGAACGGCUACAGCAUGACAUACUUUUGCAGCAGUAAUUACCAAGUGGACUUCGACACUAUCGCGGAUUGCGGCCAGACAACAAUAUACUCGUUCGUAGCGUUAUUUAUUCUGGUGAGGUCUUGUAUUUCAAGAAAUGGGCUGAUCAACAUCGCGAAUUCGAUCAGCCAAAUCACAGAAUCGUUACAGUCUCUGAGCAGUAUUGAAAUUCGAGAAAAGAACAAAGUCGGCUUAGAUAUUAAAAAAUUAUUGUUCGUGAAUAUUACAAUAUGGACUGGAUUAUUCGUAUCAACUGUACUAGAAGUCAUGCCCUGGACCAAGUACACCAUCACGGUGCAUAUCAGCAACUUUAUUAUCAUCGUUCUCAUGAUCCAGUACAGCGUGAUCUUGAAGUUUCUCCAGUACGAUUUCAAAGUCCUCAACGAAAAUCUCGUCGAGUUCAGAAACGAAGAAUUGACGAAAGUCCGAUUGCCGACAGAAACGAAAACCAAAGUCGACAGACUGUUGAAGUUGGAAAAACUACACGAGUCAUUGAGUGAUGCAUCGCGAGACGUGUCGAUGUUUUAUUCGUAUCCAAUGCUUGCGAGCUUUUUGGAAGUAUUUAUUUAUUUGAUUUUUGUCUGUUACUACCUCACCAAGCCCAUGAUACUUGGUAACACCUACACGACGUUUAUGUUGAUACGUAGCUUUUGGUCUGGUUUUACAUACGCGAUUUUACUGGUGACAUUCACGAAGUCCGUCACGGCUACGAUCGACGAGAGCAGGAGGACGAAGGAGAUAAUCAGUUCGUGUUUGAUAAUUCCUGUAGACGAAAAGGUUUUGAGUAAGUUGAAUCAAUUUUCGAACUACUUGCUACACAGGGAUAUUAAAUUCACGGUUUUCGGACUUUUUUCAUUGGACCAAUCGUUGUUGACUUCGAUGGCUGGAUCGAUCGCAACGUACAUGGUGAUAGUGUUACAGUUUCAGCAGAACAAUCGUUAAUUAUUAUUUCAUGUACCUUAUAAAUCAUGAUGCUAUAAUAAAAAGUAUGCAAAAUAA